AUAUUUUUAAUUUUAGAACCAUAUUUAUGCUUACAAUGUGGACGACAAUACAAAACCAAAACUGGUUUUUUAUACCAUGUACGCGUUGAGUGUGGAAAGCCUCCAGAGUUUUGUUGCUCAAUGUGUAACAAGAAGUUUAAGCAUAAAAUGAGUUAUCAAAGACAUAUGAUCUUGCUUCAUAGAAUAAUAUUGUUACCCUCCUAUCAAUGUCCUAAUUGUUAUCGGCUGUACACGUAUAGUAGAGGAUUAUCAAGACAUAUUAAAUAUGAAUGUGGAGUUGAAUGGAAGUUUCCAUGUGUCAUGUGCAACAGGCCAUUCAAACAUUUAUCUUUAUCAUUGUGUACUCCCAGUGAAUGGCGUCCCUAUGUAUGCGACAAACCUGGCUGUGGCCGAGGAUACAAAUAUAAAAGUGGACUCUUCAGACAUGUAAAAUAUGAAUGUGGUAAAGAACCACAAUUCCAAUUCUCACAGAUGAAUUUUUUCAUUUUUGAAAAAAAAAUUAAAUUUUUUAUUUCAAUUUAUAAAUAUAUUCUAAUUUGUAUGUGUUUUUUAGGACCUCAGAUAAAGUUGAAACUAAAAGAAAAUUUUCCCAAGUUUAUGGAAUGUCCAAAUGGAUGUGGAUAUACUUAUACAGUUAUAAGUAAUUAUGAAGAACACAUGCAAAAAUAUUGUACUAAAAAUAAAUAUUAUACAUGUCUUUAUUGCAAUGCUUCAUUUCAUUUGAAUGAACAGUUGAAAAAACACUUACUAAUGAUACACAAGUGUUUUUGAAAAUAUAUUGCUGACACCACGAUACAUAUUUAUAAAUAUGUUUAAUUUGUACAUUAUUAUUUAUUGUAUUUAGUUGAUUAUCUUUGUAUUGACUUUGUUUUCUAACUACAAAAAACUUGACCAUGACUUAAAACUUAUUAUUCCUAUAUCAUUAAAUAAUUUUUUUAAUUGACAAAUACACUUUAAUACAGGACAGGGUAUUUAUAAAAUAUACAUGCAUCUUAACGAUAUAUUAUAUUAUAUUUAAAUAUUGAAUAUCACUAUACAUAUAAAAUUGUAUUAAAGGCUCAAAGAAAUGAUAUAAUCUUCCUUAACUUCUACAAAAUAUUUCAACAUUAUUUCAAUGUAUUGAAAUAUUAAACUAAAGAUUUGUAGGUUAGUACAAAGGUACUAGUAAGUAGUAUGGUAGUUAUUUUAUGGAAAUGAUAGUUUCAAUGUUUUUUUUCAUUUAUUUUCUAAUUCAACGUAAUUUAUAAUGUAAGGAGGCUGCGUGUUUAAUAGACAGUAGGUAAUGUUAAUUUACUUUAAAAUUAAAAACUAAACUUUACAUUAUGUAUAGAUAUAAUUUAUUGAAUAGUAAGACUUUAAUAAUGUGUUAGGUAUAUCAGCGAUUUUCAACCAGUGGGUGGCCAACAUUUUUUUUAUGGGUCUCCAAUACAUUGUUUGUCACAGAUGUACAUUUUUUAAUGCUAUCAUAAUAAAAGAAUCACCAAAAAUCUUGGUUGCAUAUUUUUACCUCUAAAAGGUUAAGAACCGCUGAUG
Myzus persicae (green peach aphid) is the source of this 1533-nucleotide messenger RNA. Its product is annotated as zinc finger protein 11-like. NCBI's taxonomy places the organism in Eukaryota, Metazoa, Arthropoda, Insecta, Hemiptera, Aphididae. The transcript has 4 exons. The annotation marks the transcript as partial. The record is from RefSeq and is a predicted model, not a curated record. Gene Ontology annotation, biological process: regulation of transcription by RNA polymerase II. Gene Ontology annotation, cellular component: chromosome. Gene Ontology annotation, molecular function: chromatin insulator sequence binding.